Diospyros lotus (date-plum) is the source of this 2026-nucleotide messenger RNA. Its product is annotated as protein disulfide isomerase-like 1-6. The coding region runs from base 125 to 1711 and encodes 528 amino acids. NCBI's taxonomy places the organism in Eukaryota, Viridiplantae, Streptophyta, Magnoliopsida, Ericales, Ebenaceae. The record is from RefSeq and is a predicted model, not a curated record. Gene Ontology annotation, molecular function: protein disulfide isomerase activity. Gene Ontology annotation, biological process: response to endoplasmic reticulum stress; protein folding. The transcript is spliced from 12 exons. Gene Ontology annotation, cellular component: endoplasmic reticulum.
GUUCUAUUUUUGCAAAUUUCUCUGUUAGUCGUUACUCUUCCAUUGAAGCCCUCUUUCUUCUUACACUCUUCGAACCAAAAAGCCUCAAAACAGAUCUAGUUCUAGCAAAGCUCUACAGAUCACCAUGCUUCCACCAAGAUUCAUCUUCCUCACUCUAGCAGUCGUCCUAUUGCUGUCUUCUGGGGCUGUCACAGCCAACAUUGAUGGUGACGAAGAUUCAGAGGGCAUUGAAGAACUGAUAGCCUUAGACGAAGAAGUUGAAUUGGACCACGAAGAAGAAGGAACUCACCACGGGAAGCCAUCGGAGGCCGAGGUCCUGAGCAAGGCACAGAGGAUAGUGAUUGAGCUCAACAACGACAACACCAAGAGGGUGAUUGAUGAGAAUGAGUUUGUUCUCGUCCUGGGCUAUGCGCCGUGGUGCGCCAGGAGCGCCGAGCUGAUGCCUCAGUUUGCGGAGGCUGCCACGGCUCUGAAGGAAUUGGAGAGUACCCUUUUGAUGGCGAAGCUAGACGCCGAGCGGUAUCCCAAGGCGGCUUCAGCCAUUGGGAUCAAGGGCUUUCCCACUCUGCUUCUGUUCGUCAAUUGCACUUCUCAGCCUUACACUGGUGGAUUUACCUCGGAAGAAAUUGUGAUCUGGGCUAAGAAGAAGACGGGUGAACCUGUAAUUAGAAUUGGUUCGUUAGAGGAUGCAGAAAAGUUUUUUAAGAAGCAUUCUAUGUUUGUUGUUGGGCUAUUUCACAAAUUUGAGGGGUCUGAGCAUGAAGAAUUUGUAAAAGCUGCGACUUCUGAUAAUGAAAUUCAAUUUGUUGAAACUAGCAGCAAGGACAUUGCCAAUGUUCUCUUCCCAAAUAUCAAACCUUCUAAUCUUUUCCUUGGUCUUGUUAAAAGUGAGCCAGAAAGAUACACAGCUUUUGAAGGCACCUUGAAAAUGGAAAAAAUUUUGCAGUUUUUGGACUAUAACAAGUUUCCAUUGGUGACUACAGUAACUGAACUGAAUUCAGCCAGAGUCUAUUCCAGUCCAAUCAACCUCCAGGUUUAUGUCUUUGCAGAGGCUGAUGACUUCAAGAAUCUUCUUGAACCCCUUCAAAAUAUUGCAAGAAAUUUCAAAUCAGAGAUAUUGUUUCUGUAUGUAGACAUCAGAGAGGACAACAUUGCAAAACCGUUCCUGACUUUACUUGGGCUAGAAGAAUCACAAGAUACGGUUGUUGCUGCUUUUGAUAACAAAAUCAGCCUAAAGUAUCUGUUAGAGUCAGACCCAAUGCCAAGAAAAAUAGAAGAAUUCUGCUUGGGGCUUCGGCAUGGUACUGUGGCACCAUACUACAAAUCACAACCCAUACCGGAUAAUAAAGACGCCAGUGUUCAGACCAUUGUGGGAAAGACAUUUGAUGACUCGGUCCUGAACAGCCCAAAGAACAUUCUUCUGGAGGUACACACACCUUGGUGCAUCAACUGCGAAUCCACAAGCAAGCAGGUAGAGAAGUUGGCAAAGCAUUUCAAAGGAUUGGAUAAUUUGAUAUUCGCGAAAUUUGACGCUUCAGCAAAUGAACACCCAAAGCUGCAGGUAGCUGACUACCCAACACUAUUGUUCUACCCAGCUGCUGACAAAUCCAAUCCGAUCAACCUUCCUACAAAAUCUGGCUUAAAGGAUUUGGCUGCUCUCAUCAACCAAAAUCUGAAAAAUCAGGACCAUUUAAGCAAAGAUGAGCUGUAGCAGUAAGCCAAGCUGCCUGAAGAUAUAUUACAACAGUGGACACUGGAAAUAGAAAGGAAAAGUUUAGCUAGCUGGAAGAGGAAAUUCUAAUUAACAUGUCUAUGAAUUAUAUGAUAUCCUCGACAUUGUUUUUGGUUGAGUUAUAGUAUCAUAAACACCAUGGUCACGUGUUAGCUGGCUGUUGUGCUAUAACGUUCGGUUAUUAAAGAGUAUUAGUAUUGAGUUGAUUGCAAAAUUUUGAUUUUGCAAUAGCUUUAGUCAUGAUAUUUGAAACCUGAUUCUCAGAAUUGCAAUGCAAAAGAGUCACUUCCCCAA